Messenger RNA from Brassica napus (rape), 477 nucleotides. RefSeq names its product DNA-binding protein HEXBP-like. The transcript is spliced from 2 exons. Lineage: Eukaryota; Viridiplantae; Streptophyta; Magnoliopsida; Brassicales; Brassicaceae. Gene Ontology annotation, molecular function: zinc ion binding; nucleic acid binding. The coding region runs from base 1 to 477 and encodes 158 amino acids. The record is from RefSeq and is a predicted model, not a curated record.
AUGAUCUCCGUAAAUUCAUGCGCGGAGGAAGCCAAAGUGUUUGGCUCAGUGGCACAUGUCCAUCCUGGUAAGCAUGCGGGGAAGAAUCAAAAGGUGGUGAAGUCUGGCACUUCCAGCAAGCCGAAUGCAACCAGUCGCAGUGCGUGUUCGACUUGUGGGAAGAUGCACUCUGGUGUGUGCCGUGCUGCUACGGGAGCUUGUCACCGUUGUGGAAGUAUGGAUCACAAGGUGCGGGAUUGUCCUGAAGAAGAUCAAAGGCCGAAGAGCCAGAACAGGAGCACUGGGGAACGCGUGUGCUACAACUGCGGGGAAACUGGACACUUCAAGAAUCAGUGUCCAAAGGACGCACAAUCUGCUGGGAAGCGUCCGAGUGAUGGGCCUCAGCCGGCUGCGAAGAGGCAGGCCAUCAUGUCGCGGGUGGAAACCAUUGGUGAUGAGUCGUCGGACCCAAGCACGUCUCGUCCGAUCACUGAGUAG